Messenger RNA from Dichomitus squalens LYAD-421 SS1, 941 nucleotides. Its product is annotated as pyrimidine 5-nucleotidase. Gene Ontology annotation, biological process: pyrimidine nucleobase metabolic process; nucleotide catabolic process. Lineage: Eukaryota; Fungi; Basidiomycota; Agaricomycetes; Polyporales; Polyporaceae. The record is from RefSeq and is a predicted model, not a curated record. The transcript has 6 exons. The coding region runs from base 59 to 799 and encodes 246 amino acids. Gene Ontology annotation, molecular function: nucleotidase activity.
CCCUCAGUCAGGAGCUCAUACUACAGACGUAUAGUAGACCAAAGAACACAUCAGAAACAUGGGUGCCUCCGAACAGCAGGAUGAGCGCAGCAUAGUCUGGUUGGACAUAGAUAACACCCUAUACUCUGCUAGUGCGGGGAUCUCACAUGCAAUGGGAGAGCGCAUACAUGCGUACUUCGUCGGGCUGGGCCUCCCCGACGACGAAGCGUCAAAGCUUCACCAUCGAUAUUACUCUCAGUACGGGCUGGCAAUCCGAGGCCUGGUAAGACAUCACCAGAUUGAUCCUCUCGAUUUUGAUCGCAAGUGCGACGGAUCUCUUCCUUUGGAAGAGCUACUCAAACCGGAUCCUGUGCUUCGCAAACUGCUGGAAGACAUAGAUCGCACAAAGGUUCGAGUGUGGGGACUGACGAACGCCUACUAUACCCAUGCCAAUCGCGUUCUUCGCAUACUCGGAGUGGAUGAUCUCGUCGAGAACGUUGUCUUCUGCGACUACUCAAAUCCCGAUUUCAACUGUAAACCGGAACCCGAGUUCUUUCAGAAUGCAAUGAAGAUCGCGGGGGUGACCGAUCCAUCUCAAUGUUAUUUCAUCGACGACAGCCUCAAUAAUGUCAAAGCGGCGCGCGCGCUCGGCUGGGAUCAUUGCGUCCACUUCUGCGAGCGCGGGCUGUUGCACGUAGAAGGCGGGAAGCCGAAGUACAUCGGGAGCGACAGCCAAGACAGCGUAGCCGAUGACGGCAUCGCGGUGAUCACUAAGCUCGACGAGCUGCGAACAGUCUGGCCGGAGAUAUUCAAGCAAUGAACGGAAUGCGCUUGCCCUGAUAUAAGGGGUAUACAUGGCAUAUGUAAGGAUGGUGAUCCGUAGUGGGCGGAUAGUGUCCCAUGGAUAUGUUGUACAACAAUGGUCCUUUCUGUUGCAAAUCUGUAUACUAGAACAACAUGAC